AAUGUCGAGCUUCAGGCUCCCCAACAUCCCUUCUCUCCGCGCACAACAGCUCCAUCUUGAAUUUGCAAGUCUGCAGGCGGCUCCUCCGAAGGGUGUCUAUGUAACGAUAUCUCCGACAGACCCUACUCUCUGGUCGGGAGUGUUGUUUGUCCAGAAUGGCCCCUAUGCCUCUGCCAUACUCCGCUUCCAAAUCCGAUUCCCACCAACCUAUCCUGAUCUUCCCCCGCUCGUGACUUUCAAUACAGACAUUUUCCAUCCACUCGUAGUUCCAUUAACAACAUACACUUUUACAACUGGCUCUUCAGAUACAGACACUGUGAGUGCAACGGACGAUGAGCGAUUGCCCCCGGGCGGGUUCAGUCUGCGACAUGGAUUCCCGCAUUGGUUCGGAAGGGCCAAAAGGAGUGCUGUGAAUUCCGCAGCUUCGUCUAGGAAUACCAGCGGUAACGCAUCUACAACUACACAGGAUGUUGAUAAAGACGGCCAUCAGUUGAAACAGAGUCGGCCAUUGAGUCCAAAUGCCGAUGCUGAAUCUGAGACCGCUAGUGAGGCUCUUCUAUCGGCACCAGUUCCACAAGUCGGUGAAAUUCGCAAAAGCCCGGUUCCCACGGGUGAGAUUUAUCAGCAUGGGGAAAUGGAUGUUCCGGUUGUCGCGCUGUUGGACUACAUACGGUCAACGUUUGACAGUGAGGAGAUACUUGACUCCAUCUCGCUGGAAGCCGCAGGUAACCCCGGAGCCUGGCACGCAUGGCGAACUCAUCGUCGCACUGUUAAAAGCAGGGGAGGUGGGCCCAGAACUGGAGAAGAAAGCCGCUCGGGUGCAUUAAACCUAGAUCUCAAACCGAGAAAGGGAACCCCACAAUCUCGACAGCCUGGGGAAUGGAAUUGGGGGGGAGUGUGGGGAGAAGAGGGUCCAGAACGGAAUCCAGAAUAGCUAUCUAGAGUCCGUUCUAUUUGGAAGCUCACCGCGGAAUACAGCAGAUAACUGGAUUCGAUUUCAGAAGCUCGAUAACGACGUAUUAACGAAACUCAAGGAGGAAAUGAUUGGCCCAGCUACUAAUUGAUAUAUGACCAAUAUAGUCACAGAGCCGGAGCUUUCGGCGCUAUACCUUCGCUAUUCAGCUUGACACGCCGGUGUGGUUUGGUAUGAUUCUUUUGGACGUCAAUGCCUGUUGAUUUCAGCCGCAUAUACCCAUUGUAGCUUCCAAAUUUUCCCCAUUAGCCGAGUGAGAACCGUGGUUGUUCUUGCCGUUCUCCUUUCCAAGUUCACGAUGAUUUUGUGUCUCAAAAACAAGACCGUGCUGUGCUCCGAUUCCAGCUGCCUGUGGUUUAGUUCCCUGAGACAUCGCUUGAUAGAUUCGCGCCGACAUGCCCAGCAGCGAAACGCGCAGGACACUUAUCUUGAUUGCCCUGAUCCUUGUACCUAUCUUCCUGCUCUUCACCAUUCUGGCCGUCGCCCUUGCGUGUGCUGAGUAUUGGAGUCUUCGUAACCAGCGUCGUUGUAUUCGUGGACGAGGAAGAAAAACGCACAAAAGAAGCCGUUCAGAUCCCUCUUGGUACUUUUCUUCGUCUAAAGGCUCUGAUUCCAGUGGGGGGGAUACAGAGAUGUACAAAAAAGCCACCGAGAGAGAGCACGUGUGAAACAGGUGCUCGUCAGUUAUCUA
Molecule: messenger RNA, 1664 nt
Organism: Coccidioides posadasii C735 delta SOWgp
Lineage: Eukaryota; Fungi; Ascomycota; Eurotiomycetes; Onygenales; Onygenaceae
Source: RefSeq, a predicted model, not a curated record